This is a messenger RNA of Chrysoperla carnea, 666 nucleotides long. Its product is annotated as low molecular weight phosphotyrosine protein phosphatase 1-like. The transcript is spliced from 3 exons. Gene Ontology annotation, biological process: protein dephosphorylation. The record is from RefSeq and is a predicted model, not a curated record. Gene Ontology annotation, cellular component: cytoplasm. Gene Ontology annotation, molecular function: acid phosphatase activity; non-membrane spanning protein tyrosine phosphatase activity. Bases 169 to 648 code for a protein of 159 amino acids. Lineage: Eukaryota; Metazoa; Arthropoda; Insecta; Neuroptera; Chrysopidae.
ACAAUAUAUUUAAUCACAAAGGUUAUCAUCUGUCAUUAUUAAAAGUAGAUACUUAACGAAUUUUUAUUAAAAAACAUAUUUUUGAUUAGUUAAAAGUUAAUAUCCGUCUUCUUUCUUAUCGAUUUAAAAAGUUUUAUUUAAAAUUGAGUGAAAAAAAUAAAUACAACUAUGAGUAAAAAACAUUCGGCUUUAUUGAUUUGUUUAGGAAAUAUAUGUAGAUCACCAAUUGCCGAAGGAGUUUUCGCGCAUUUAGUUAAACAAAAUGGUGACGAAGCAGAAUGGCAUGUUGAUAGUGCCGCUAUCGGUGGUUGGCAUGUAGGAAAAUCGCCCGAUUGGAGAGCUCAAGAUGUAUUAAAAGCACAUAAUAUCCCAUAUAAUAAUACUGCCAGACAGCUUGUGAAAGAAGAUUUUUAUAAUUUUGAUUAUAUUUUUGGUAUGGAUGAAGAAAAUAUGUCUGAUUUAAAACGAAAAGCACCGAAAGAUGCUAAAGCAAAAUUACUAUUAUUGGGUGAUUUUGAUCCAGAAGGUGAUCGUAUUAUCCGUGAUCCAUACUAUGAUUCGGAUUCAAAAGGAUUUGAGAAAUGUUAUCAACAGUGUGUUCGAUCUUGUACAGAGUUCCUUAAAAGACAUCAAAAUAAAGAAAUUUAAUAUUGUUUUAAAAUACAA